AUGGCCGGGGUUUCCGACAAGGCGCGUUUCUAUCUCGAGCGCGCAGCUCCGGAGCUGCGUGACUUCGAGGAAAAAGAAAUAUUCUCCAAAGACGAAAUCCGCUCCCUCGUCACCAAACGCUCCGAUUACGAACACCUGAUCCUCGCCCCAGGCACCAAAUCCACCGACUUCCUCUCCUACGUUGCCUGGGAACGCUCCCUCGACCGUCUCCGCGCCAAACGAUGCCGCCGUCUCAACCUGCGCGGCACCACCCCCGGCGCCUCCUCACAUGCCAGCCACGCCCGUACCUUUGGCAUCUUUGAGCGUGCCGUGCUCAAACACCCUGGCGACGUCUCGCUCUGGCGCGCCUACCUCGAUUUCGCGGCCAACGAUGCCCGCGCGACCAAGCGAUGGCGACGUAUCUGCACACGCGCGCUGCGCCUGCACCCAACUGAUGCUGGGUUGUGGGCGCUGGCGGGUAAGAGGGCGGCAAGGAAUGGGGAUAUGGAGAGGGCGCGAGCGCACUUUUUGAGGGGGUGCCGAUUCUGCACUGGCGAAGAGACGCUAUGGGUGGAAUAUGCGAGGUGUGAGAUGCAGUGGCUGGGGAAGGUGGAGGAGAAGAAGGCUGGGAAGGGGGUAAGAAAGGGGACGGAUGUGAUGCAGGCGAUUAAGGCCACCGAGGCGGUGCAGGAGGGGGAUGAGAUUCGUUUUGAUGAUGACGAUGAGGAUGACGAGAGCGGGGACGAGGACGGUCUAAUGCUACCGGACCCAGAUGCCGGCGGAUCGGGCGAUAAAGGGCUCAAGAAGCCUGCAUUUGAUGCAGAAGCGGCGAAGAAACUUGAGCAGAGUCCAGCAUUGAGCGGCGCGAUACCGAUGGCCAUCUUCGAUAUCGCGAAGAAGCAACCGUUUUUUGGCCCAGCAGCGGCUGAAACGUUCUUCGACAUGUUUGCGAGUUUUGGCAAAGUUUCGCCACGGGGUAGGAUUGUGCAGCAUGUUCUCAGCGCAAUGGAGCAACAGUUUCCUAACCACGCGAGCACAUGCAGUUGCCAGGUUCGGCAACCGCUCGUUGGAGUGGACGUGUUGACCGCUGCGUUUCCGAAAGCUCUCCGAGAGUCGCUCACCCGGCUGAAGGGCGCAAUGGACAAGACGGAAGAUAAGCGGGCGCUUGCCAACAAGACGACGGCUUGGAUUGACGAGGUUUUGGCGACGGAAGGGCUGGACCCAGGCAUUCAAACAGUGUUAAGCCAUACUAAGGCAUCGUUGCAAUCCAUCGCUUAA
Dichotomopilus funicola is the source of this 1257-nucleotide messenger RNA. RefSeq names its product U3 small nucleolar RNA-associated protein 6-domain-containing protein. The transcript has 2 exons. Lineage: Eukaryota; Fungi; Ascomycota; Sordariomycetes; Sordariales; Chaetomiaceae. Bases 1 to 1257 code for a protein of 418 amino acids. Gene Ontology annotation, molecular function: protein binding; snoRNA binding. Gene Ontology annotation, biological process: maturation of SSU-rRNA from tricistronic rRNA transcript (SSU-rRNA, 5.8S rRNA, LSU-rRNA). Gene Ontology annotation, cellular component: small-subunit processome; Pwp2p-containing subcomplex of 90S preribosome. The record is from RefSeq and is a predicted model, not a curated record.